GUUUUCUUUUCUCUUGCUAUGCGAUCCAUAGAAACUAGAGUAGAGCAAAUUGUUCACGAUUCAACUCCGGCCCACUAUACCAGACGUUGGGUUUUGCCUUCUAUUUUACCUCUUGUUGUGUUAACUGGUCUUUAUGCUUACUUUGUUGCUGUCAUGUAUAUUUCAUGGGGUUGGAAAAGCAUUGCCCUGAGUAACUCCAUUGUGCCUGUUUUAUCUGUUGUUCUCGGUCUUUUGUUAGCUUUCAGAGCAAACACGUCUUAUGCUCGUUAUUAUGAAGGCCGACAAUUAUGGCAAGAUCUCUCCAGCAAUACCAGAAACUUGGCUCGUCUUGUUUGGUGCAGUAUUCCCGAGCGCACACAAAAUGAUCAUUUGGAAAAAAUGAGAUGCAUGAAACUCUUGCUUGCGUUUGCAGUAGCCACGAAACACUACCUUCGUCGUGAGUUAGGUAUUGAUUAUUAUGAUUUGGAUUACUUAUUACCACCCAACUGGAUUCCUGCUGCUGCUGAUGACCGAUUGUUUAUCAUUAAAGAUGAAAGUUCAGAUGAUGAAGGCAUUGUUGUAAGUACAUUGAAACAUAAUGGAACAAAAGCCUUGUUGGAUGUCAAUCAAGGUGGUGAUGACAUUCAUGAUAUUGAGAAUCAACCCUGCCCUUCUACUGGACCUUCUUCUUCUGCUGUCUCUACUAUUGAAAACAGUCACACGUCUACUAUCAACAAUGACGAGGAUGACCAUCAUCAACCACAAAAAAAGAAGAGAAAGUUUGUUUCUGAUGAAGAUUUACCUGAUGAAGGAAAUUCUGAUAUGUCCUUGCCUUUGGAAAUUAUCUUUCGCCUCAGUCUUUACAUGGAACAAGCAAAGCAAUCUGGCAAGAUUGAUGGUCAAUUCUCCAAUGUCAUCAUUACUCACUUGAACAACUUGAAUGACUGUUUAUCUGGUAUGGAGCGUAUUGUUAAUACACCUAUUCCUGCUGUCUAUGUGGUUCAUUUAAAACAAUCCGUCGUACUCUAUAUUUUAGCUAUACCAUUUACUCUGAUUGACCAACUUAAUUGGUGGAUUAUACCUACGCUUGUUUUAGCUGCCUUUGUUCUUUUUGGUAUUGAUGCCAUUGGUGCACAAAUCGAUAACCCAUUUGGCUACAACAGCAACGAUUUCCCCUUGAAUACCUUCUGUGAUGCCCUUCGAAAAGAAAUUGAAUUUAUUGUCUACCAUUUGCCUUGCGAAACAGAAAACGCCAUGAUGAUAUAAUAAAAGGACGCACAGACUAUAUGCAUUCUCGUUAUCGUGACUUUAUCUCUUAUUCAACCACAGAAAUUAAGCUUCUUUUUGGUUUGGCUCCGAUGUACUACAAUGCAUAUAUAUGUGUGUAUAUAUAUAUAGCAGAUCAACAAGCCAUCACCAGUCAAUGAACAUGGGAAUAAGAGUAUCGGGCAACCAGACCGCAAAGUGAAAUAAAGUUGGUCAAAGUGAUGGGGAUUGGCUUGAUUUUCUUAUCCGCCUUUCCCGAUAGUGGGGCCCAAAAAAGAUUUACCCAUGUCUUUUUAUUUGCCCUGGAAGAAACCAAUACCAAAUCAGGAUUCCCCCCCCCCUUUUUUUUCUCACAUAUCCAGCCUAUUCGCUACUUGAAAUAGUCAUUGACGCACGGAGUGAACACCGAUAAAUUAUCAUCCUUUUUUCUUCUUUUCUUUCGUCCUUUUUUUCGUUUUUGUUUUUUUUUUUUUU
Molecule: messenger RNA, 1719 nt
Organism: Gilbertella persicaria
Lineage: Eukaryota; Fungi; Mucoromycota; Mucoromycetes; Mucorales; Choanephoraceae
Product: Bestrophin, RFP-TM, chloride channel-domain-containing protein
Exons: 6
Coding region: 19-1245 (408 amino acids)
Molecular function (GO): chloride channel activity
Source: RefSeq, a predicted model, not a curated record